AUGGAUUCCCCAAUCAUCGAAGAAGAAGACGAGGAGGCGUUGGCCUCGCUCGUCCCUGUUGCUCCCCGGCGUAAGAAGCAUUCCUACAGCGUGCAAUUCGACGAAAAGCCUCACCACCAGAUCCGCAAACACAGCCUCGACGAGGUCCCCAGAUCCACGACGCUAGGAAACGAAGCCGUUUACUUCGAUUCCUCCGACGACGAAUUCUCCACCGGAGGAGUCAUCGUCAGCAGCGACAGCGUCUGUGAUGGAAGCGGCGGUGACGAUUACGCCGUCGUUACGCCUCCCCUUAAUGUCGGUGUCGGCGACGACGAAUCCGAGCCUCUCCCGGAAUUCAUCGGCGCGGGAGGCGGCACCGGCAUCUUCAAGGUGCCCGUGCGCGCAGCGGUGCAUCCCGGACGGCCACCGUGUCUGGAGCUAAGGCCUCAUCCUCUAAGGGAGACGCAGACGGGGAAAUUUAUGAGAAACAUUGCCUGUACGGAGACGCAGCUUUGGGCUGGUCAAGAGAACGGCGUGAGGUUCUGGAAUCUGGAAGAUGCGUACGAGGCUGGGUGUGGAAUCGGCGGCCAGGUACGGCGCGGGGAUGAGGAUACGGCGCCGUUUCAUGAGUCGGUUACUACGGCGCCCACCAUGUGUUUGGUGGCUGACCAAAGCAACAAGCUUUUGUGGAGCGGCCACAAGGAUGGCAAAAUCCGAGCUUGGAAGAUGGAUCAGCCUUGUGCUUGUGAUGAUGACUCAGGUCCUUUCAAGGAGCGGAUCUCGUGGCAAGCUCAUCGUGGUCCAGUUAAUUCCAUCGUCAUUAGCUCUUACGGUGAUAUGUGGUCAUGCUCGGAAGGAGGUGUGAUUAAAAUAUGGCCAUGGGAUUCGUUGGAGAAAUCUCUUCUGCUUAAACCGGAGGAGAAACACAUGGCUGCCUUAUUAGUGGAAAGGUCUGCCAUUGACCUCAGGACCCAAGUUACUGUCAAUGGGACAUGCAGCAUUUCUUCCUCAGAAGUCAAGUAUUUGCUAACCGAUUCAGUAAGAGCUAAAGUGUGGGCUGUGCAGUCACUCACAUUCUCAAUCUGGGAUGCUCAGAGUAAAGACCUUUUGAAAGUUUUAAAUGUUGACGGGCAAGUUGAGUGUCGUGUAGACGUGCCCCCUUUACCAGACCAAGGUGAUGAUGAGAUGAAAGUGAAGUAUUUCACAGCUUCGAAAAAGGAGAAAUCACCGGGCUUUCUGCAGCGGUCACGUAAUGCCAUAAUGGGAGCUGCAGGAGCUGUUCGCCGAGUCGCCACUAGAAGUGCAGGAGCGUUUACGGAAGAUACUAGGAAGACAGAAGCUAUCGUGUUAGCUGUAGAUGGAACAAUUUGGACUGGAAACGUGAGUGGCCUUAUUGUCCAGUGGGAUGGGAAUGGAAUCCGCUUGCGGGAUGUGAAUCACCAUCAGAGGCCUGUUUUGUGCUUCUGCACUUUUGGAGAUCGGAUAUACGUGGGUUAUGCUAGUGGCUACAUCCAGGUCUUGGAUCCUGAUGGGAAGUUGAUUGCAAGCUGGGUUUCACACAAUGAGCCUGUGAUAAAGCUAGCAGUAGGUGGUGGUUUCAUUUUUAGCUUGGCCACUCAUGGUGGAGUACGAGGAUGGUAUGUGACAUCUCCAGGACCCCUGGACAACAUAAUCAGAACGGAAUUGUCUCAGAAGGAAACUUUGUAUGCUAGGCAAGACAAUGUUAGAAUUUUGAUUGGUACUUGGAAUGUUGGUCAAGGACGGGCUUCACACGAUGCGCUUAUGUCAUGGCUGGGAUCAGUCACUGAAGAUGUUGGCAUUGUCGUUGUUGGGUUGCAAGAGGUGGAGAUGGGCGCAGGUUUCCUUGCCAUGUCUGCUGCUAAGGAAACGGUUGGACUUGAAGGGAGUGCACAGGGUCAAUGGUGGAUUGAUGCAAUUGGUAAAGCACUUGAUGAGAAGAACACUUUUGAGCGUAUGGGUUCAAGGCAGUUGGCAGGACUUCUGAUAUCUCUUUGGGCGAGGAAAGAAAUAAGAACACAUGUUGGAGAUCUUGAUGUUGCAGCAGUUCCAUGUGGCUUUGGCCGUGCUAUUGGCAACAAGGGAGGUGUGGGUCUGAGAAUCAGAGUUUAUGACCGAAUCAUGUGCUUUGUGAAUUGUCACUUGGCUGCGCAUUUGGAGGCAGUGAAUCGCAGAAAUGCAGAUUUCAAUCACAUAUUCCGAUUGAUGGUCUUUUCCAGGGGACAAAAUCUAAACAACACUGCAGCUGCUGGUGUCUCAACUGCUGCUUAUACGACAAAGAGUGCCACUAUUCCAAGCACCGGUGCUGAAGAAAUCAAGUCUGAUUUAGCAGCAGCAGACAUGGUGGCAUUUUUUGGCGACUUUAACUAUAGGCUGUUUGGUAUAACCUAUGAUGAAGCGAGGGACUUCAUUUCACAGCGAUCCUUUGAUUGGCUCAGAGAAAGAGACCAACUUCGACAAGAGAUGAAAGCUGGAAAAGUCUUCCAAGGAAUGCGUGAGGCCUUGAUCGCUUUCCCUCCUACUUACAAAUUCGAAAGGAAUCGCUCAGGCCUUGGAGGAUAUGAUUCAGGGGAGAAAAAACGAAUUCCUGCAUGGUGUGACAGAGUUAUAUACAGGGACACUCAAUCAAGCCCAUUCUCACAGAGCAAUUUGCAAUGCCCUCUAGUUUCAUCUGUUAUAAUGUAUGAAGCUUGCAUGGAUGUUACAGAGAGCGAUCACAAACCCGUGCGCUGCAAAUUCCAUGCGACAAUAGCUCACGUUGAUAAAUCUGUGCGGAGACAGGAGCUGGGGAAAAUAAUAAAGUCCAAUGAGAAGAUAAUAUCCAUAUUCGAGGAUCUAAAGUCGGUUCCGGAAACAUCUGUGAGCACCGACAACAUUGUGCUUCAGAGUCAGGACACAGUCAUCCUAACAAUCACAAACGAAUCAACCACGAGCAAAGCCAUUUUUAGCAUUCUAUGCAGUGGUCAGGCUAUAGUUAAGGAUGACGGUGAAGCUUCUGACUUUACUCCACGAGGCUCCUUUGGUCUUCCUCGCUGGCUUGAGGUUUCACCGGCAGCUGGAAUAAUAAAUCCGGAAGGAACCGUGGAUGUGAAGGUUCAUCACGAAGAUUUUCACACACUGGAAGAGUGUGUUGAUGGCAUCCCACAGAACUGGUGGUGCGAAGACACUCGAGAUAAAGAAGCAAUCCUGAUGGUGAACAUUCAAGGAAGCUGCUCAACUUCAUCGACGAGCCACUCUAUCAAAGUCCGUCACUGCUACUCAGCCAGAGUAUGCCUCCUUGAGUCCAGACCCGCUCACCUAUCAAAGAACCUAGGCGGUUCACGUCGUCACUCAAGCGAAGACUCGGUUAAACGGGGUAAAAGCAGGUGA
Molecule: messenger RNA, 3366 nt
Organism: Microthlaspi erraticum
Lineage: Eukaryota; Viridiplantae; Streptophyta; Magnoliopsida; Brassicales; Brassicaceae
Source: the annotation of a GenBank genome assembly